AUGGCUUCAACACGCCAACAGCUAGUAGCCCCGAAUGGGCGCAAAAUCACUCUUGAAACUGGAUUGUUCAUUGGCAAUAAAUGGGUGCGCGCCACCGAAGGCGGGCUGAUUGAAAGCAUCAAUCCCGCAGAUGAGACCGUCAUCACAUCUGUGCAAGCCGCUACCAAAGUGGAUGUGGAUGCUGCAGUGAAAACAGCCAAAGCCGCACUCAAGGAUCCAAGCUGGGCAGAUCUUCAUCCAUCAAGCCGAGGAAGCCUACUGAGGAGACUGAGUGACUUGGUAGAAGAGUACAGUGUCGAUCUAGCGACUCUUGAAGCGUGGGACAGUGGAAAGCCUUAUAGGGUCGCUUUGAAUGAAGAUGUCGCCGAAUUGAUCACGUGUCUACGGUACUUCGCAGGGUGGGCGGAUAAAGCACAUGGUCAGAUCGUUGAUGGUGGCGCUUCAAAAUUUGCGUAUACCAUUCGGGAGCCUUUCGGUGUAUGCGGUCAGAUUAUCCCUUGGAAUUACCCGUUGAUGAUGGCGGCGUGGAAGCUGGGCCCCGCAUUAGCAUGUGGAAACACUGUGGUGCUUAAGCCUUCUGAACUCACGCCACUGGCGAUUCUCUAUCUCGCGGAUCUCAUAACAUCUGCUGGCUUCCCUCCGGGCGUUGUGAACAUUCUCAAUGGGCACGGUCGAGAGGCGGGCGCUGCCAUCGCGGCACACCCUGAUAUUCAAAAAAUUGCGUUCACGGGAAGCACAUCCACUGGCCGCGAAAUAAUGAAGAUGGCUGCUUCUAAUCUCAAAGCCAUUACACUGGAGACUGGCGGCAAGUCGCCGUUGCUUGUGUUCAAGGACGCCGACAUGGAACAGGCUGUGAAAUGGGCACAUACCGGUAUCAUGAGCAACCAAGGCCAAAUCUGCUCCGGUACUAGUCGCAUUCUGGUCGAAAAGGAAGUAUACGAGUCAUUCGUUGACGCCUUCAAGACCUUCACUGAGAAGACUAGCAAAGUCGGCGAUCCAUUUGCCGAAAGUACAUUCCAAGGGCCCCAGAUUUCGAAAUCUCAGCAGGACAAAAUCCUGGCCUAUAUUGAUUCGGGCGUGAAACAGGGCGCCCGGCUCGUAUUGGGAGGAUCUUCCUGCAGAGGUCCCAGUGGCAAAGGAUUUUUCAUUGAGCCAACAAUCUUCUGUGAUGUCUCUCCUGACAUGAAAAUUUACCAAGAAGAGAUUUUUGGACCAGUUGUCGCCAUCUCACCAUUUGAGUCCGAAGAGGAUGCCAUUGAGCAAGCAAAUAAUUCUCCAUAUGGGUUGGCGUCUGCUGUGUUCUCUCAAGACAUUACUAGAUGUCAUCGUUUGGCGAAGAAGAUUGAAAGUGGAACGGUCUGGAUAAACAGCAGCAAUGACAGUGACUCGUUGACGCCAUUCGGAGGAAUGAAGCAAAGUGGCAUUGGUCGUGAACUGGGUCAAGCUGGAAUGGAGGCCUACUCGGUGAUCAAAUCUGUCCACGUAAACCUAGGAGCGAAGCUCUAA
Aspergillus pseudotamarii is the source of this 1506-nucleotide messenger RNA. RefSeq names its product aldehyde dehydrogenase. NCBI's taxonomy places the organism in Eukaryota, Fungi, Ascomycota, Eurotiomycetes, Eurotiales, Aspergillaceae. The transcript is spliced from 3 exons. Bases 1 to 1506 code for a protein of 501 amino acids. The record is from RefSeq and is a predicted model, not a curated record. Gene Ontology annotation, molecular function: oxidoreductase activity, acting on the aldehyde or oxo group of donors, NAD or NADP as acceptor.